CAGUGACUUCAGCACAAACUAAAUGCAACAUAGUACGUUAGUAAACAUAAAAUUUCCCAAAAAAAAGGAUAAAAAAUAAUGAAAGUGUCGAGAAAAUGUGAAAUCUGUCGUUUCGUUGGUAUAUUCGACAAAAACAAAAAAUCGCGAGUUGGCCGGAUUAUUUGCACGUUAUGCGACCACUGGAGCAUGGGCAGCCACCUGUGUGUUAUUCUCCUAGGACUCAUAGGGACCGUGAUUACAGCUUUCGACAUUGUCCGCAUCGUGAAUUAUAAAUUUCCGGGGAGGUCUAUCGCUAGGAGAAGGAGUUCUGACGUUGUACCCGCCAAUGUUGAACGGGACCUCAAACUCAUGACUUCGAUACUGGGAAUUGAGCACUAUACACUCAUAAUGCUGGGUGCCAUGACGGGAUAUCCAAUGCUUCAUACACCCUGGCUCCUCAUGCAGCUGUGCGUUAUUGUCGUUGAGAUUGGAGUUUUUAUAAUGCGGCUCAUCUUGGAUGGAUUACACAUCAAGCUCGAUGGCAUCCUUUUAGCUGUUUUUACGGUGCACAAUUGGCUACAGGUCUUUUGUCUAUUUCAUCGGCAAAUUAGAAAUUCAUACCAUUGA
Molecule: messenger RNA, 606 nt
Organism: Diachasmimorpha longicaudata
Lineage: Eukaryota; Metazoa; Arthropoda; Insecta; Hymenoptera; Braconidae
Exons: 5
Coding region: 79-606 (175 amino acids)
Source: RefSeq, a predicted model, not a curated record